Molecule: messenger RNA, 412 nt
Organism: Meloidogyne enterolobii
Lineage: Eukaryota; Metazoa; Nematoda; Chromadorea; Rhabditida; Meloidogynidae
Source: the annotation of a GenBank genome assembly
AUGGCACAGUCUGCAUACUUAGGUGGAGGUGGUACAGCUGGUGGAGGAGGUGGUGAUGCUUCUGUCUAUAUGGGAUCUGGAGCCGGCGGUUCACCGAAGCAACCGGCAGCUGGAGGUGGUGGUUAUGGAGCUGCUGGUGGAGGUGGUGCGUCAGUCUAUCUUGGUAGUCCUGUUGGUGGAGGCGGAGGAGCCGGUCAACAAAGUGCCUAUAUUGGUGGACCUGCUUUGGGAGGAGGUGAAUAAUUAUUGACCCUAAUAUGCUAAUAACUGAUAAUUUUAUUUAAGCUUCGGCUGCUGCUGGUAGGCCUGCAGGUGGCGCAAGUGCUUUCGGAGGUGACAGUGGCUUGUUUGUUAUUUCUUGUGGUGGUGGUGGUAUGCAGUCGAUUCUUGGUACUUCUUCUGGCGGUGGUAC